Molecule: messenger RNA, 2877 nt
Organism: Andrographis paniculata
Lineage: Eukaryota; Viridiplantae; Streptophyta; Magnoliopsida; Lamiales; Acanthaceae
Product: general negative regulator of transcription subunit 3-like
Exons: 17
Coding region: 120-2738 (872 amino acids)
Biological process (GO): nuclear-transcribed mRNA poly(A) tail shortening; regulation of DNA-templated transcription
Cellular component (GO): nucleus; P-body; CCR4-NOT core complex
Source: RefSeq, a predicted model, not a curated record
UAACUCUUUCUACUCCUUUGUCUUACCUGUGAUUUCUGGAACGCCUCACCCUCACUCGUGAAUCGGAUCGUAGGGUUUUAAAAGAUUUUGUGGUUAUAUAUUUCGUAGAGAAAUUGUCAAUGGGAGCUAGUCGGAAACUGCAGGGUGAGAUAGACCGAGUGCUGAAGAAGGUUCAAGAGGGUGUGGAUGUUUUUGAUAGCAUUUGGAAUAAGGUCUACGACACGGAUAAUGCAAAUCAAAAGGAAAAAUUUGAAGCGGAUUUGAAGAAAGAGAUAAAGAAGUUGCAGAGGUACCGAGACCAGAUCAAGACAUGGAUACAGUCCAGUGAAAUUAAAGAUAAGAAGGUAAGUGCCUCCUAUGAGCAGGCUCUGAUUGAUGCUAGAAAGCAAAUUGAACGCGAAAUGGAAAGGUUUAAAAUAUGCGAAAAAGAAACUAAGACAAAAGCAUUCUCUAAAGAAGGCCUUGGUCAGCAACCUAAAACGGAUCCAAAAGAAAAGGCUAAAUCGGAGACAAGAGAAUGGCUUAAUAAUGUGGUCAGCGUACUGGAAAAUCAAAUUGAUAGCUAUGAAGCUGAAAUAGAGGGGCUUUCUGUUAAGAAAGGGAAGACAAGACCGCCGAGACUGACUCAUUUGGAGACAUCCAUUGCUCGUCAUAAAGCUCAUAUCAUGAAGUUAGAAUUAAUUCUGAGGCUUUUGGAUAAUGAUGAACUGAGUCCAGAGCAAGUCAACGAUGUAAAGGAUUUCUUGGAUGACUAUGUGGAAAGAAAUCAGGAGGCCUUUGAUGAAUUUAGCGAUGUAGAUGAACUUUACAGCUCCUUACCAUUAGACAAGGUUGAGGCUCUUGAAGAAUUAGUUACUAUUGGGCCUCCUGGCCUCAUGAAGGGUGUUGGUGCUUCUAAUACAGUUUUAAGCAUGAAAACUUCUUUGGCUGCUGCACCUGCCCAAGCUCCUCCAACUACUUCUGUCUCCAUCCAUGUUACUUCGACGCACAGUCAAGUAGAUGAAACAGCUUUUCAGGACAAUGUCGUUGCGAGAACCCCUCCCCCCAAGAGCGGUGCUAUCAGUAGUUCUGUACCACAAUCGACUACAGCAGGCCAUGCAACUACUGGCAUGACAGUCGCUGCUGGUUCGUCAUCUCCGCUCACUGCAUCAAGUGUUGCAAAAGAAGAGGAGAGUGCAAACUCUCCUGGUCCGAAAGUGUCACCAGCACCUACAGAAAGUGGAAUAAGGACUGCAGGUAGAGGAGGCACCUUGCCUGCUCAACCUACUUCUGGCCUCCUUGGCUCUGGCAACACAACCCCCAGCAAUGGUUCCCUUGGUGCCAUUCCUUUGGUUCCUGAAAUUGUGAAAAAAGCUACUUUGGGUUCUGAUGAUCGAUCGAGUGGUAAUGGUAUGGUACAAUCUCUUGUUUCCCCCUUGAGUAAUAAAGUGCUCUUACUGCCACAAUCUGCCAAAGCUAGUGAAGGUCUGGCAUCAGCCGAGACUGUAAGUGUUAGUGAUACUGCAGUUAUGGGAAACAGAGUUUUCAGUUCACCUAUGGUUCCUGGUACACAGUGGAGGCCUGGAAGUCCCUUCCAAAGCCAGAAUGAACAAGGACAGUUUCGUGGAAGAGCUGAGAUUGCCCCUGAUCAAAGGGAGAAGUUUCUACAACGAUUUCAGCAGGUGCAGCAGCAGCAGCAGCAAAGUCAGGCUAAUCUUCUUGGUAUGCCACUUACUGGAGGGAAGCAGUACAGUUCACAGCAGCAGAGCAUUCUGUUACCACAGAAUCCUCAGUUCAAUGUUCAAAGUUCAUCUAUCUCUCCUCAACUUGCAUUGGGGAUUGGAGUUCAAGCUUCAGGUGUUACUUCAUCUGCUUCACUGCAGCAGCAACCAAAUGCCAUUCAGUCAUCUAAUCAUCAGCCAACUGUAACUUCAACCUCAAAGGAUGCUGAAACAGGCCAGGCAAAUUUUGAAGAUAUGCAGCAGAAACAAUCACUUGUAGAAGAUCCAUUAGCAGAUUUCGGUUCAAACACAGGAACUGGGAAAAGCAUUGUGCAAGAGGAUGACUUGAAAGCUUCUUACACAUUAGAUUCUGUGGCUGCAUCUGCUUCUGGCUCGCUUACUGAGCCUUCACAAGUGAUUAGGGAGACUGACCUAUCUCCAGGUCAACUUUUGCAAUCAUCAUCAUCUUCUGGAAGCCUUGGUGUUAUUGGCCGAAGAAGUGUUUCAGACCUUGGUGCUAUUGGAGAUAACAUUAGUGCUCUAACUGCAAAUUCAGGAGGAAUGCAUGAUCAAGUAUACAAUUUGCAGAUGCUUGAGGCUGCUUAUUAUAAACUUCCUCAACCCAGAGAUUCUGAACGUGCAAAAACAUAUACUCCAAGACAUCCUGCUGUCACAAUUCCUAGCUAUCCUCAAGUCCAGGCUCCUAUUGUUAAUAAUCCCGCCUUUUGGGAGCGGCUUGGUGCAGAUACUUAUGGAACUGAUGCUUUAUUUUUUUCGUUUUACUACCAACAGAAUACUUACCAGCAAUAUCUGGCGGCUAAGGAAUUGAAAAAACAGUCAUGGAGAUACCACCGGAAAUAUAACACAUGGUUCCAGCGCCAUGAGGAGCCCAAAGUUGCCACAGAGGAUUUUGAACAAGGAACAUACGUUUACUUUGAUUUCCAUAUCACCAAUGAUGAGCAACAUGGAUGGUGUCAGAGAAUUAAGACAGAAUUCACUUUUGAAUACAGCUAUCUUGAAGAUGAACUAAUGGUGUAAAAUUUAUCUCUCAGCAUGUUUAUUUUGUUUGUCUUUCUAGUUUGAUAUGAGAUAAACUUACAGAAUGCUUGCUACGGUAGGUGUUCUUUUUCUUGUAUAUGUGAACUUUAUUCUGUCAAUUUAGUGAAAAUUUCCUGUC